Lymnaea stagnalis (great pond snail) is the source of this 386-nucleotide messenger RNA. The record is from the annotation of a GenBank genome assembly. NCBI's taxonomy places the organism in Eukaryota, Metazoa, Mollusca, Gastropoda, Lymnaeidae.
AUGCUUGAUGAUCUUACAUCAUUGAAUCAAAAUACAAAUUAUAACUAUGUUGAAACAUCUCAUCUGCAAACUGUUCCAGAUGGUAGUUAUAUGACAACAGAUAAUUAUAACAGAGUGGGAGAGGACGAUGGAAGCACUAGCCAGGAAGAUAGAAGUACUAGCCAGGAAGAUAUGAGCACUAGCCAGGAAGAUAGAAGUACUAUCUAUGAAGAUAGAAGCACUAGCCAGGAAGAUAGAGGCACUAGCCAGGAAGAUGGAAGCACUAGCCAGAAAGAUAGAGGCACUAACCAGGAAGAUAGAAGCACUAGCCAGGAAGACCGAGAAAGAAAAAAGAAUACAGAGAAAGACAGCUCAAACCAUACGUCAUCCAAAGACUUUGUGGGAGA